UACACGGCUGUGGGGCCCAGUUACUCCACCUCCGUCCUCAACUGCCUGAAGAGCCUGGACCUGUGGUGCUUCGACGUCUUCGCACUGAACCGGGUGACGGAGGAGCACUCCCUGCGCACCAUCGUCUACGAGCUCUUCACCCGACACAACCUCAACAGCCGCUUCAAGAUCCCCGCCGCCUUCCUGACCAUGCUGCUGGACGCGCUGGAGACCGGCUACGGGAAAUACCGCAACCCCUACCACAACCAGGUCCACGCUGCCGACGUCACCCAGACCGUGCACUGCUUCCUGCUCCGCACUGGGAUGGUGCACUACCUGACGGAGAUCGAGGUCCUGGCCAUCAUCUUCGCUGCCGCCAUCCAUGACUAUGAGCACACGGGCACCACCAACAGCUUCCACAUCCAGACCAAGUCGGACUGCGCCAUUCUCUACAACGACCGCUCGGUGCUGGAGAACCACCACAUCAGCGCCGUCUUCCGCAUGAUGCAGGACGACGAGAUGAACAUCUUCGUCAACCUCACCAAGGACGAGUUCGCGGAGCUGCGAGCGCUGGUGAUCGAGAUGGUCCUGGCCACCGACAUGUCCUGCCACUUCCAACAAGUCAAGUCCAUGAAGACAUCCCUGCAGCAGCUGGAGAGGAUUGACAAGUCCAAGGUGCUGUCCCUGCUGCUACACGCGGCCGACAUCAGCCACCCCACCAAGCAGUGGACGGUGCACAGCCGCUGGACCAAGGCGCUGAUGGAGGAGUUCUUCAGGCAGGGGGACAAGGAGGCUGAGCUGGGGUUGCCCUUCUCGCCCCUCUGUGACCGCACCUCCACGCUGGUGGCACAGUCCCAGAUUGGCAUCACCAACCAAGCGUCCAUCGAGGAGCUGUCACCCUGCGAGGACCAGCACCCCCCGACCCCCGCCCCGCACAAGCACAACGGGGAUGUGGAAUAG
Mesitornis unicolor (brown roatelo) is the source of this 939-nucleotide messenger RNA. RefSeq names its product phosphodiesterase 1B, calmodulin-dependent (gene PDE1B). The transcript has 9 exons. Gene Ontology annotation, molecular function: 3',5'-cyclic-nucleotide phosphodiesterase activity. The record is from RefSeq and is a predicted model, not a curated record. Lineage: Eukaryota; Metazoa; Chordata; Aves; Mesitornithiformes; Mesitornithidae. The annotation marks the transcript as partial. Gene Ontology annotation, biological process: signal transduction.